CGUAAUUAGCUGUAAUUACCGAACCCCUUUUUGACCACCCGCAUUACUAUUUUCCCUCAAUACACUUCGAUAACCCUAGCUUUACCUUUUUCAUCGCCGACAAAUUCAAUUUUUCCCCCAAUUUCAAAACCUACUUCCUUUCUCCCUCAAAUCCACCUCGAUUUUUACUCGAUUUCUUCAAAUCAAUCUCCGAUUCUUCUAAUUCUUUUCUUCAUCUAUCGAUCGAUACCUUUUUUGGCUCUGUCCAUUCGGAAAAUCGAAUUCCGAAGUUAGGGUUUCAGAUCUGUUCUAUUUUCACCAGAUCUGUUCUAAUUCUCCUUUAUUUUUGUAAAUUAAUCAUUUUUUGGGUAAUUCUUUGUUUUUCUUCUUCGAUUUCUCUUGAUUUUGUCAAAAAAAUAUUUUAAAAAUCGAUUUUCCCUAUAAAUAGUUUGUGAUUUAGGGUUUCUUCUCUAAUCGUUCUCUUUUUUGUUUAGUUUAUUGAUACCCAGAAUUAAUUUCUGGUUGAUUUUAUUAUUUUGCUUUUGAUUGAAGUGUAGAGUCUAAAUUGGGAUCUAGGGUUUAGGGUUUUUUGUUAUAUUAUAAUUAUAAUUUGUCCCCUUUUUUCUCUCACUUUAUUUUUUUCAAGGAAAACGAAAUAUUUCAUUUUAAUUUCUGUUUAUCUUUAAAAUUUUGCCCCAAUUGGAAAAAAAUCCUGCCGGCUCAAUUCGACCAAGACCCUUCACAAUUAAGUUAAAUAUGGUGCAAAAGAGGCCAUUUGGUGAAGAGUUGUGUGAGGUUUCAUCAAAGCAGCCAAGGCAUGUAGAACCAAACAGUCAGCUAGUUUCAGUUUUGGACUUCUGUCCUCAUGAAGCAGUGGCUAUGAAGCCUUAUGCUUCAGGUGGAGAUGAAGAUAAUACCAAGAAACCUGAUAGUGGCAACACCCCUGAAAUUUCCACUUUUCCUGAUCAAGAUACUGAUACAUCCAUUGAUGGCUCUGCUUCAAACUCUUCUUGGCCCAUUAGUAGCACUAGUGAAGAAGACAUCAGGUUUGAGGUGCCUUUUGACUCAUUGAGGUCUCCUGAAUAUUAUCUUCCAUCCAGGACCAUUACUCAUCCAAGGGAAGUAUAUUUCUCUCUGUUGAGAAAUUCUCCUCAAAAGUUGGUGCCUAUCGGACCCGAUUUCCAAGCUGAAUUGCCAGAAUGGGGUGGGCAUGGUAGUAAGGAUAAACCCAUCGUGCAGGAUUCACAUGAGAACAUGAAUCUUCCAUCCCAAGCUCUAGAAUCAGAUCGUGUUGAUGAUUUUUCUGAUGAAAAUAAAUUUGCUGGGACUUGUAUCGUUCCAAUGCGUAACACAGAGUUAACAGCAGACCACGAGGAGAUUGCUGGAGUGGGAAGAGCUGAAUGUUCUUGUGAGGACGCAGGUUCCAUGAGAUGUGUUCGGCUACACAUCAUUGAAGCCAGAGAAAAACUUAAGAUAUCCCUUGGUGAGGAGACAUUUGUUAGGUUGGGUUUCUGUGGUAUGGGAGAGGUAGUGACAGAGAAAUGGUGUGAAGAGGAAGAGGACUUAUUUCAUGAGGUUGUGUUCUCAAACCCUGCUUCUUUAGGCAGGGAUUUCUGGAACAAUCUUGCUAGUGCAUUUCCUUCACGUUCCAGGAGGGAACUUGUCAGCUAUUACUUUAACGUCUUUAUUUUGCGAAAACGUGCCAAGCAGAACAGAUUUGACCCGUCCAACGUCGAUAGUGAUAAUGAUGAAUGGCAGGAGAUUGAUGACACUGCUGAUGAUGAAGAUAAAAUGACGGAUGGAGAUGAGGAUUCUGUGGUAGAAUCACCAGAAUAUCAAAAUGAUUUUGGCUGCAAUGAGAUUUAUGGGGAUGAUAAACAGGCAUAUGAUGAGAAUGUUGGUGUCGCGACCUGGGAAGUCUAUAAACCUGUAGGCUUUGGUAGCAGGAAGGUGUUCACUGAUUUAUCAGCAGAAUGCCCUGAUAAGUUAUUUGAUACUAACAGCAGUUUUACACCCAGUAUUCAGCACCUAGACAGAGGUGUUUCAAAUGAAGCGAGUAACUAUUAUGGCUCCCAUACGCGUGACGCACCUGGCGGUGCUCCGGAAGCACCUCUUGGAAGGACUGUCAAUGGUAGACAUUGGGCAAGUGAUUUUGCCAGUAUUGGCCGUGACAAUGGGCAUGACUUUGUGUUGGGACCGUGCAGCGCUAAAGAAUGGGAUAUCGGGUAUUUGAGCUGUGCCAAGAGUGAAGUUGACUUAUUACCAACCCACACUAUGAUUGAAGAAGUCUUUGGAGAUGGAGCCUGGAGUUACAAGAGCAGAGAUGGUCACAGCUUAAACUAAGUUUUGCUAAAGUUCUGCCAAUGUCGUCAUCUGAACUUCCUGAAGACGCUUCGUGCUGAGUAUACACACGUUCCUAUUUUUCUUGUAUAUCGUAAUGAUGGAAGGAGGAAAUUUUUACUCAGAUGUAAAAAAUUAUUUUGCAAGGGUAUUACAUGAGCCGAGGUAUGCUUGGCCUAUUUCAAUCUGUACAGUUGCUAUUAUUUCUUUAUUUAGCACCAAUCCGUGUUUCUGUAGAGGAACUGCUUUGAGUUUUGACUUAUGGUAGGUGCUUAGGAUUUGUGUAAAUACAAAUUAUGGUAUGACCAAACUAUCCAAAAUGGAAGAAUCUCUUAAAUUAUGGGAUUUGA
Nicotiana attenuata is the source of this 2669-nucleotide messenger RNA. RefSeq lists its product as uncharacterized. Lineage: Eukaryota; Viridiplantae; Streptophyta; Magnoliopsida; Solanales; Solanaceae. The record is from RefSeq and is a predicted model, not a curated record. Bases 736 to 2322 code for a protein of 528 amino acids. The transcript has 3 exons.